Messenger RNA from Stylophora pistillata, 1201 nucleotides. RefSeq lists its product as uncharacterized. The record is from RefSeq and is a predicted model, not a curated record. Lineage: Eukaryota; Metazoa; Cnidaria; Anthozoa; Scleractinia; Pocilloporidae.
UCACAUGACAGGUUGUUGUUGACCUUGCCUGACGUCUAUAUAAAUUCUUGGAGAAGGUAUUUUCGCAUAUGCGGUUCGAGGAAUUGUGAAGUUCCUGUCUGAUUCCUCAAAGAUUGUGGCUUCGGGAGUUUGUGUUAAGUACAGAAAAAACCUUCGACUGAUAUACAAAGGGACGGAAAUCGAUUGCUGGGAAAUCCUGAGAGGGCUUCGAAAGAAAUGAAAGGCGCAUACACACGGCCGUUAAAACAAGGUUACCUUCUGAAGCAGAGCGAAAUUUUAAAACAAUGGCAUCUCCGUUAUUUCGUCCUGAGCAAAGAGUGCCUUUGUUACUAUAGAACUGAAGCGGAAUCAUUAGCAGAAGCACCGAAGGAGGUUAUAUUCUUCAAUGACAUGUCUCUUUACAUAGACGAUCGAGCUGACAAACAGACAAGGUACUGCUUGCGGCUUGUAAAGCGAUCUGUAUCAGCCGGCAAGAUUGCGAAUCGCACAUUGCUGCUGUGUUGUUUCUCGCAAGAUGAAAGAAACGAAUGGCUGUCUCAAAUUCUGUUAGCGAAAGCGAUGGCUUUGGUUGCUGAUCCAACCGCUCUGAUAGGAAACCGCGAAACCUCCACUGAGCAUAUGGACUUUGAGCUCACUGUAUCCGGAAAAAAUGACCGGCGUCCUACCGCUAAGGAACUGUUGCGAAAAUGUCGACGGAAAGUUAUGCUCGUAAGAAGUACAGGGGAUUCCUUGAGUAGUUUACUCCCUGAAAACUUAGACAAUUUAGAACUAAAGUCCUUUACGUUGAACCUUCAACACUGGAGGAGCUCAUUAAUGUUAGUACAAUCAUAGAUUGCCUUUUGAGUGCUCGUGGAUCAAAGUUUUAAGCGCAAGGCAUAUAUCUUUCCGACCGUAAAUCUGUGUAUGAAAAACCGCCAGCCAAGAACUGAAAUACGAAAAUACUUCUUUUAGUUUAGAGAAGCACGUUUUAUUUAUUACUCCUGUUAAAGGGAAAGCUUAGUUUAGACAUUUGUUGAACAGUUUUCCAAAACGUAUUCAAGCCAGAGUGGAGUGCAUGAGAAGGUUCACGUUUUUAUGUAUUUUAUUUAUUUCUAGAAUAGUUUCUACGCUUAAUUUAUACAUCACUAUAUCUACUUUAAAGCUUUCUAGGUGGGCAUUUAAGCUCGUAAUGGUGCUAGUAAUAAAUGUGAAAUAUGAAAAA